Molecule: messenger RNA, 2358 nt
Organism: Cooperia oncophora
Lineage: Eukaryota; Metazoa; Nematoda; Chromadorea; Rhabditida; Trichostrongylidae
Source: the annotation of a GenBank genome assembly
ACUGACAUCAAAUUCCACGUUUCUGGCAAGGAUUGUAAGCAUGACUCGCUUUCUGUGAUCGAAACUAUUACCUUCGACAUUGCCCCAGUAAAAGAGGGCUACUGUAUGUCCCUAACGGAGAAAGUAAUGUUGGAAAAGACUGCCAAUUCGGAUCUCUCCCAGAAUGAUCGCUCUGUUACGCAAUUUAUGGAGCUCAUUUUCAAUCAAAUGGCUGUUACGAACCCUCAAGAACAUGCAGUAUUCGAAAACGGGAAGGUAUUCAUGUGUCAUCCGUGGUUGUUUGGCUUUACUGAGAGAGACUGCCCAGAUGUUGGUGGUGGAAAGCGACUCUUCCCUGGUACACAGAAGAGUGUCCGCUUCAUAGAAGGGCCUCUGGGACGUAAUUAUAACAAUCCGGCCCUUAUCAUUGACGCCAAAAAAGCUGCGUUUCAUGAGGAUAUACCUUUGAUUGAGAAAGCAAAACUCAUUCUCGAUGAUAAUCUGGAGGGCAGACUCACAGAUAUGCAACUGGAGCGGCUGAACUCUAGUCUAAGAGGCUUAUUCUUCUACACAAAACACAUGGGACCCGAGUGUGAUCAUCAAAUUACUGGUGUAACAAGGCACACUGCCAUAGAGACAACAUUCGAAGACCGCGAUGGACGGAGGAUUUCCGUAUUUGAUUAUUUCGAGGAGAAAUACGGUAGAAGGCUGAAGUAUCCACACGCUCCAUUGAUUAAAGUUCGUGAACGUGGUCGCAAUAACAAUUAUCCCAUGGAGCUGGGAUACCUGCGUCCAAUGCAAAGGGUCACAAUACCACAACAGACACCGGAUCAGAGUCAUAGAACAACAAGGAUCUGCGCCGUCCCUCCUGGUGAACGCCAAGACAAUAUUGCUCGAGGGGCUCGAGCCUUGAAGUUGUUUGGAUCUGAAGAUAACCCAUAUGUCACAAGUGCUGGCUUGUAUAUUUAUAAGGACCCUAUGAAGGUUGAAGGAAGGCUCUUACCACCUCCUAAGCUGAGAUAUCGCGAUGACUUAGCUGUUGUUAGAGAUGGGAAAUGGAGGACUCCUCGUGGACAUCUUUUAAUACCGGCAGAAUGCGGAGUGUGGGCCGUUUAUGGCUUGGUAGCCAAACAAAACAAGAGAGAUGUCCAAAGGUUAAUAACACAAUUCGCCGAAAUCUUCUUCAAGGAAGCCUGUAACCGAGGACUACGUCUUCCUCACCCCUCUGAAAUUCUGGUCGUCGACAACGAGCAUGAACUGCGAGAUGUCCUAAAAGAAGCCGCGCACCACGAUUGCAAAUACUGUCUGAUUAUCACCGCUGACAGCAUUACUACUGUCCAUAAAUUGAUCAAACUCUGGGAACGGGAACUCGAAAUGGUCACCCAGGAUGUGAAGCUUUCCAAUGUGGAGAAGGUAGUAAAGGAAAAACGCAUGGUUACGAUGGAGAACAUCUUGCUCAAGGCUAAUUUAAAGCUUGGAGGCUUGAAUUAUGAGAUAGAGAUGAAUGGGCAAGUGGCAAGCGAUGAAGUAAGAAACUGGAUUAGACCUGGACGUCUCCUUCUUGGAAUAGGCGUAAGUCAUCCACCGCCAUCGGGAAACUUCGACGCAGACAAGGCAGCUCCUUCGGUUGUUGGUUACGCGGCAAAUUUCAAAACGAAUCCUUAUGACUUUGUUGGAGAUUAUUUAUUCCAGAGUUCGAGGAGGGAAGAAACGGUGACCACAAUGUCUGAUAUUGUCAACAACGUGGUUCCGAAAUUUGCGGAAAACCAUGGUGGAAAAUUCCCAAGAGAUCUCAUAAUCUAUAGGAGUGGUCUUUCUGAAGGAUCUUUCAGCACGAUGCUCACUCAUGAAAUACCUCUUCUUCGAGGUGCACUUUCUACAUUAGGUGUGAAGAAUGUCAAAAUUGUAUUCAUUGUUGCACAAAAAGAACAUAAUGUUCGGCUUAUGUUGGAACGCAUUGACCGCACCCGUAAACCCACCGAGCAAAACAUUCCUCCUGGUGUUGUUGUAGAUCAGCAGCUCACUCAUCCAUCAUUCAAGGAAUUCUAUCUUAACUCGCACAUUACUUUGCAGGGGUCUGCUCGCACUCCGCGAUAUACUGUACUAGUUGACGAUUUGAACUUAUCGAUGGAUGAACUGGAAGGAAUGACAUACGUCCUCACUUAUGAUCAUCAAAUUGUGAAUCUCCCCACAUCCCUUCCAACGCCUUUGUAUGUUGCGAAUCGUUACGCGGAACGAGGUCGUAACACAUAUGCUGCCCACCUCAUUUGUUCGGGCUCAGCCUCGUCGGAUUCCGGAUCAUCUAUCGAUUAUGGACGCCUUGCCCAACAGCUUUCCUACAAUGAUACAAAAUUAUGCAACAUUCGUGUGAAUGCGUAG